AUGAAUCGAGUAGCAGCCCUUCACGAUGCUCCCCUCCCCCAUUCACCCAUAGUAUUGGUGGCGCCAUGUACCACCACCCUGCUCUCCGUUCGAGCUGCUCGUUGCGCGCCGCCGACCGAGGGAGGGAGGGAGUACCCGCCCGCUUCUCUUGCGUGCUCCCUCCUCGUUGGUGCGCGCAUGUUAGAUCAUGAUGAUGGUGAUGAUGAGAACGACGACGAUGAUGAUGAUGUGGUGUUGGACAGCCGCAGCUCUCCUCCUCCUCCUCCUCCUCCUCCCAAUCCUGAUUUGGUGAAGAGUGUGGGACCAUGGCAUCGCAUCAUUACCGGGUUGAGGAAAGGCCCAGGGUCAGGCGCAUCGUCUGCCAUUGAUUCGAAUCUGACCAGGGGCCAGGCUGUGGCCGGUUCCAGCCUGGGAAGCUUUUUCCCGCCGCCCGCCGCCCUCGAGUCGAUCCCCCAUCAAUCCAUCAAUCCAUCAUUCAAUCCCUCUAUCAAUCAUCAGAACACAACCACGCCUGCACCUGCCCGCCCAUACAUACCAGUCCUACCACCCACCUUCUUCACCUCCUUCUUCCUCCUCGAACUUUAUCCACCAUUCCUGAAUACAACCAUGUCCACAAAUCUCUGA
This is a messenger RNA of Plenodomus lingam JN3, 624 nucleotides long. RefSeq lists its product as uncharacterized. The record is from RefSeq and is a predicted model, not a curated record. NCBI's taxonomy places the organism in Eukaryota, Fungi, Ascomycota, Dothideomycetes, Pleosporales, Leptosphaeriaceae.